Cavia porcellus (domestic guinea pig) is the source of this 3269-nucleotide messenger RNA. RefSeq names its product mannosidase alpha class 2C member 1 (gene Man2c1). The record is from RefSeq and is a predicted model, not a curated record. Bases 30 to 3158 code for a protein of 1042 amino acids. The transcript is spliced from 26 exons. Gene Ontology annotation, biological process: mannose metabolic process; oligosaccharide catabolic process. Gene Ontology annotation, molecular function: carbohydrate binding; alpha-mannosidase activity. Lineage: Eukaryota; Metazoa; Chordata; Mammalia; Rodentia; Caviidae.
CCGUCCGGCAGAGCCGUGGACACGUGGCAAUGGCAGCGGCAGUACCGGCCUUGAAGCACUGGCGCACGGCGCUGGAGCGGGUGGAGAAGUUCGUGUCACCCCUCUACUUCACUGAUUGCAACCUCCGGGGCAGGCUCUUCGGGCAACGGCACCCUGUGGCCGCGCUCUCCAGCUUCCUGACGCCCGAGCGGCUGCGCUACCAGGACGCUGUGCAGCAAGACUUCCGCCCAGCGCAGGUCGGCGAUCGCUUCGGACCAACGUGGUGGACCUGUUGGUUCCGGGUGGAGCUGAUCAUCCCCGAGGCAUGGAUAGGCCAGGAAAUUCACCUCUGCUGGGAAAGUGAUGGAGAAGGCCUAGUCUGGCGCGAUGGAGAGCCAGUCCAGGGUCUGACUACAGAGGGUGAGAAGAACAGUUACAUCCUGACCAACAGGCUGGGAGAAGGAGACCCCCGGAGCCUAACCCUCUAUGUGGAAGUGGCCUGCAGUGGGCUCCUGGGGGCUGGAAAGGGAACCAUGAUUGCUCCUCCUGACCCUGAGAAGAUGUUCCAGCUGAAGCGGGCCGAGCUGGCUGUGUUCCACCGGGAUAUCCACCUGCUCCUGGUGGACCUGGAACUACUGCUGGGCAUAGCCAAGGGCCUCGGGAAGGACAACCAGCGCAGCUUCCAGGCCCUGUACACGGCCAACCAGAUGGUGAAUGUCUGUGACCCUGCCCGACCUGAGACCUUCCCAGUGGCCCAGGCCUUGGCCUCCCAUUUCUUUGGUCAACGUGGGGGUGACAGCCAGCACACUCUCCAUGCCAUGGGCCACUGCCACAUUGAUACAGCCUGGCUGUGGCCCUUUAAGGAGACUGUGCGGAAAUGUGCCCGGAGCUGGGUGACAGCCGUAAAGCUCAUGGAGCAGAAUGCCGAUUUCAUCUUUGUCUGCUCUCAGGCACAGCAGCUCGAGUGGGUAAAGAGCCACUACCCCAGCUUAUAUGCCCAGCUUCAGGAGUUUGCCUGCCGAGGGCAGUUCGUGCCUGUGGGAGGCACCUGGGUGGAAAUGGAUGGGAACCUGCCCAGUGGAGAGGCCAUGGUGAGGCAGUUCCUGCAGGGCCAGAGGUUCUUCCUGCAGGAGUUUGGGAAGCUGUGUUCUGAGUUCUGGCUGCCAGACACAUUCGGUUACUCGGCACAGCUCCCCCAGAUCAUGCGUGGCUGUGGCAUCACGAGAUUCCUGACCCAGAAGCUGAGCUGGAAUUUGGUGAACUCCUUCCCUCACCACACCUUUCUCUGGGAGGGACUGGAUGGCUCUCCUGUGCUGGUUCACUUCCCACCUGGUGACUCCUAUGGAAUGCAGGGCAAUGUGGAAGAGGUGCUGAAGACUGUGACCAACAACCAGGACAAGGGGCGAGCCAACCACAGUGCCUUUCUCUUUGGUUUUGGUGAUGGGGGUGGUGGCCCCACUCAGACCAUGCUGGACCGCUUGAGGCGCCUGGACCACACCGAUGGGCUGCCCAGGGUGCAGCUAUCUUCUCCGGACCAGCUCUUCCAAGCACUGGAGAGUGACCAGGGCAAGCUGUGCACAUGGGUUGGGGAGCUUUUCCUGGAGCUACACAAUGGCACCUACACCACCCAUGCCCAGAUCAAGAAGGGGAACCGGGAAUGUGAGCGGAUCCUGCACGACGUUGAGCUGCUCAGCAGCCUGGCUCUGGCCCGUGGUACCCACUUCCUAUACCCAGCAGCCCAGCUACAGCACCUCUGGAGGCUCCUGCUGCUGAACCAGUUCCAUGACGUGGUGACUGGAAGCUGCAUCCAGCUGGUGGCAGAGGAUGCCAUGAAACACUACGAAGACAUCCGUUCCCAUGGCAACACACUGCUCAGUGCUGCAGCUGGUGCCCUAUGUGCUGGGGAGCCUGGGCCCAAGGGCCUUCUGGUUGUCAACACACUGCCCUGGAAGCGCACAGAAGUGCUGGCUCUGCCCAACCCUGGUGGGGCCCAGACCCUCGCCCUGGUGACCGUGCCUAGCAUAGGCUAUGCGCCUGCUCCUCCUGCCCCCACCUCGCCACAGCCUCUGCUGCCCCAGCAGCCAGUGUCCGUGAUGCAGGAGACUGACGGUUCUGUGACUCUGGACAAUGGCAUCAUCCGAGUGAGACUGGAUCCAACUGGCCACCUGACAUCCCUAAUUCUGGUGGCCUCUGGCAGGGAGGCCGUUGCUGAGGGUGCUCUGGGGAACCAGUUUGUACUGUUUGAUGAUGUCCCCUUGUACUGGGAUGCUUGGGACGUCAUGGACUACCACCUGGAGACACGGAAGCCCGUGCUAGCCCAAGCAGGGACGCUGGCUGUGGGCAGUGAGGGUGGCCUUCGGGGCAGUGCCUGGUUCCUGCUACAGAUCAGCCCCAGCAGUCGGCUCAGCCAGGAGGUCGUGCUGGACAUUGGCUGCCCCUAUGUCCGUUUCCACACUGAGGUGUACUGGCACGAGGCCCACAAGUUCUUGAAGGUGGAGUUCCCUGCCCGCGUGCGGAGCCCCCAGGCUACCUACGAGAUCCAGUUUGGGCACCUGCAGCGACCCACACACUACAACACCUCCUGGGACUGGGCUCGAUUUGAGGUAUGGACCCACCGCUGGAUGGACCUGUCUGAGCAUGGCUUCGGGCUGGCCCUGCUCAACGACUGCAAGUAUGGGGCCUCGGUGCGAGGCAACAUCCUCAGCCUAUCGCUGCUUCGAGCACCUAAGGCUCCUGAUGCCACCGCUGACAUGGGGUGCCACAAGUUCACCUAUGCACUGAUGCCACAUGAAGGCUCCUUCCAGGAUGCUGGUGUUAUCCCUGCUGCCUACAGCCUCAACUUCCCUUUGUUGGUGCUGCCAGCCCCAGGUCCGGCACCAACUACUGCCUGGAGUGCCUUUUCACUCUCCUCGCCAGCUGUUGUGUUGGAGACCAUCAAACAGGCUGAGACCAUAACUCAGAAGCGCACACUGGUCCUGCGGCUGUACGAGGCCCACGGCAGCCACGUGAACUGCUGGGUGCACACAUCGCUGCCCGUGCAGGAGGCUGUCCUCUGCGAUCUCCUGGAACGCAGAGAUCCUGCUGGCCAUCUGCCCUUUCAAGACUCACGCCUGAAGGUCACCUUUUCUCCCUUCCAAGUGAGGUCCCUAUUGCUGGUGCUCCAGCCUCCAUCAACCUGAGUACCUGGGGGUGAUGUUUUGUUUAUGUAAGGCUUUGGGACUCAGUUGCCUUCCCAGCCUCAAACAAGGACCUGUCACCUCGGGCACAAUAAAUUCUUAGGUCAGCAGCAA